Molecule: messenger RNA, 3559 nt
Organism: Brassica napus (rape)
Lineage: Eukaryota; Viridiplantae; Streptophyta; Magnoliopsida; Brassicales; Brassicaceae
Product: protein BREAST CANCER SUSCEPTIBILITY 2 homolog B
Exons: 21
Coding region: 135-3428 (1097 amino acids)
Biological process (GO): double-strand break repair via homologous recombination; regulation of DNA-templated transcription
Source: RefSeq, a predicted model, not a curated record
AAUUCCGCAGUCCUUUCUGCAGGAUGAUCCGAUCCAUAGAGAGGAUAAUACCCGAUUCAAGCGCCCAUAGUUAAUUAGCUCUUCGGCAGGCUGAAUCAGUCGAAAAGAGGAUUCGAAAGGCCAUCACUGAAGAAAUGUCGACGUGGAGUUUAUUACCCGAUUCAAGCGGCAAUUGUUUCCGGUGGGAAGUCGCAGGCCGGAUUCUCCAGUCGGACUCGGAAGAUUCUGCUAUUGAAUCCACAGCUCCUCUACCUUCUAUGAACGAUCUCUUGCUCCAAGGAUGGUCGAAGCUUAAACAAGGGGAUGGAGCGCUGUUCAGGACUGGAAUGGGGAAUUCUGUAGCUCUCAAAGCCAAAUCUGUUUUAGAAGAUGAACAUCAUCAUCAUCCAGAUGGAGGCUCCAAUCUCCAAUCAGAUUCAGCUGCAACUUUGCCUAUGUUCAGGACCGCCUCAGGGCGUUCUGUCCCAUUGAAAGACUCCUCCAUUGCCAAAGCUAUUUCUAUUCUUGGCCCCCCUCACUCAGAUAACGUUCCUCUCAGGGAGAGUGGGUUUGGUGAUCCCAACUCUUUUUUCCAGACACCUUCUAACAAGAUGGUUAUUGUAGAUGACUUUACUGGAUUUAACCACGUGAAACGGUCCAAUCAGAAACGUGGCUGCUCUGAGUUAAAAACUCAUGCUACAGGGGUUCUGCAUCAUUCAGAAACUCCAGGCCAGUACGAGGGCCAUGUAUUUCAGAAGAUAUCAGAAAGUUUAUAUCCAUCUGCAGUGGUGCCGCCAACAAUGUUUCAGACUGCUGGUGGAAAAACGUUGUCUGUAUCAGUUCAGGCAUUGAAACGUGCCAGAAACCUUCUCGGAGACCCUGACUCAGUGACUCUCUUUGAUGAUGUACCAGCAGUUGAUCAGUUUUCUACACCACAGAAAGUUCAAAGGUUAGGUGAUCUUCCUAUAAACAAUAGAAACGCCAACACUGGUUAUAAUGCUUUUGAAGGAAAGACAAGCAACAAGCAUACGGCAACUAGUUUUGUAUCUCCUCUUCGGUCAUCUUCAAAGCAAUUUAGAUCAGUCAAAUUGGAGGAUCUAGCUUCAGGGGGUAAUUUGAUCAAGAAAUUUGAUGCGGCUGUUGAUGACACAGACCGUGCUCUGAAUACUACUAAACUUGCUACACAUGGAGUAUCAAAUAACAGGCCUAUGGCAGUGAAUAAUGCCAAGGCAAACGGUUUCAUUCCAAUAGCUAAACAAUCUGGCCAGCCACUUGUUGAUAUAACAAAUCGCAGUGCAAACAAUAAACAAGACAGUACCCAAAAGAAAAGACUGGGAAAGACAAUCUUCGUUUCUCCUUUUAAAAAGCCAAGGAAUUCCUCCUUCAAAACUCCUUUAAAGAAAAAUGCUCAGCAUGCUUUAAGUGGUUUGUCUAUCGUAUCUUCUGAUACACUUAAUUCCAAAAAGGUGCUUUCUACAAGAUAUCCAGAAAGGUCUCCAAGAGUAUAUAUCAAGGAUUAUUUUCGAAUGCAUCCAACAGUUACGACUAAGAUGAACUAUGUGCCAGACCAUGUCAGAAGAAUCAAAUCAAGCAAUGCAGAUAAAUAUGUAUUCCGUGAUGAGUCUUCCUCAAAUAUGGUUGGAGCUGAAACUUUUUUCCAAAUGUUGGCUGAGUCUGGUGCUUCCCUACGACAAGCAUCUAGAAAGUGGGUCAUUAAUCACUACAGAUGGAUCGUCUGGAAACUUGCAUGCUACGAGACAUGCUACCCAGUCAUAUGUAGAGGAAAUUUUCUGACUAUCACCAAUGUUUUCGAAGAACUGAAAUACAGAUAUGAGCGAGAGGUCAAUCAUGGUCACUGCUCUGCAAUCAAGAGGAUUCUGAGUGGUGACGCUCCAGCUUCUUCAAUGAUGGUGCUCUACAUAUCAGCUAUUAAUCCAAAGACGGAUAAUGAUUCUCAGAAAGCACUUGGUUCUGGUAGUGGCAGCAAUGUGAAAGUAGAGCUCAGUGAUGGGUGGUACUCCAUGAAUGCUGCCCUGGAUGUCAACCUGACAAAGCAGCUGAAUGCUGGAAAAUUGUUUGUUGGACAGAAGCUUCGAAUCCUUGGGGCAGGACUUUCUGGUUGGGCUACACCAACAUCACCUCUUGAGGCAGUGAUUUCAAAUACGAUUUGUUUGCUGUUGAAUAUUAAUGGGACGUACAGAGCUCACUGGGCGGACCGACUAGGAUUCUGUAAAGAAGUUGGUGCUCCUCUGGCCUUCAACUGUAUCAAGGGCAAUGGGGGUCCAGUGCCUAAAACGUUAGCUGGAAUCACACGAAUAUACCCUAUCCUGUACAAGGAAAGGUUAGGUGAAAGGAAGUCAAUUAUUCGAUCAGAGAGAAUGGAAAGUAGAAUGACUGAGCUGCAUAACCAGAGGCGCUCAGCUCUUAUUGAGGGUCUUAUGUGUGAGUACGAGAGAGGAGGAAAUGGUGUCCACAGCCAGAACGACACUGACAGUGAGGAAGGAGCCAAGGUCUUUAAGCUGUUAGAGACUGCUUCUGAACCUGAACUCCUAAUGGCAGAAAUGAGUCUGGAGCAGUUGACAUCUUUCACUACAUAUAAAUCAAAAUUCGAGGCAGCCAAACAAAUACAGAUGGAAAAAUCAGUGGCACAAGCUCUGGAAGAAGCUGGCUUAAGUGAAAGGGAUGUCACCCCAUUCAUGAGGAUUAGGCUUGUUGGACUGACGAGUUUAAGUUAUGAAGGAGUACACAAUCCAAAAGAAGGCAUAGUAACCAUCUGGAAUCCAACGGAGAGACAGAGAACCGAGUUGACAGAGGGGAAAAUAUACAUAAUGAAAGGGCUAGUACCGACGGUAUCAGAUUCGGAAACACUUUACUUACAUGCCAGAGGGUCUAGCUCAAGAUGGGAGCCUUUGUCUCCAAAAGCUUCUUCAAGUUUUCAGCCCUUUUUCAACCCCCGUAAACCCAUUUCUUUGUCAAAUUUUGGUGGAAUUCCUCUUUCAAGUGAAUUUGAUAUCGCUGCGUACGUUGUAUAUGUUGGAAAUGUAUACACGGAUGUUGAGCAAAAGAAGCAGUGGGUGUUUGUGACAGAUGGAUCCACUCAACGCUCACGUUCAGGGGAAAUCUCAAACAGUCUUCUUGCUAUAAGCUUCAGUACCCCAUCCAUGGAUGACUUGCCCACUCCCCACAUCAGCCAUAGUCUUGUCGGAUCCGUGGUAGGAUUUUGCAACCUAAUAAAAAGGGCAAAGGAUGCGAAAAACAAUAUGUGGGUUGGAGAGGCAACAGAGAACUCAGUGUAUUCCAUAAACGCAGAAGCUGCUUACUCCUCUCACCUCAAAACCAGCAGUUCCCAUAUCCAAACAUGGGCUAAGCUCUCUUCUUUCAACUCGGUAAUCCAUAAACUUAGGCAGAUAGUUCUAUUUGUAAUCGGUGCUUCAACAUGCUCAAGGUGAAUUAUUAAUAAAAGGAAAACAUAUCAUUUAGACAAAAAUAAACUAGCUCGCAAGGGGAGGAAUUUGUAAUGAUCACAAAAAAUGGAAAAGCAAUUGAUUCCAGACAUCAGGAACACCAGGUACACACCAAU